GCUUUAGCUCUUUUUUUCCAGACGCUGCAGAAGAGCAAAAUUCAUGAAAACUUCAGUGAAACCACUCUGUUGUCACAACUUCAUAAUGACCUUACUAACAAGCUGGAUAUCAGCACCAACAGCAUUUCUUCUCUUACAUUUUUGGAGAGCAAAGGUACAUGCUUCUGGAAACACAGAGGAGGAAAUAGAUUACACAUAUGUUAUUAUAGGAGUUACUCUGGGAGCAGUUCUAGCAAUUGGUUUUGUAGUAGUAAUAAUCUGCAUGAUCAAGGCCAAAAUGAUUGACAGUGUCUUUGGAGAGUCAGAUGGCAAAAUGGAUAGAAGGUCAAACUCGGGAUCAAGCCAAAACAGAUGACAGCAAUGCAAUAAGAAACCAAAGUACAAGAGAUCAAUAACCCUUUUGCAAUCAACAGUUACCUGGUCUGAGGAUCAAUAGGAGUCUCUUGUGCACAGGCAGGAAUCUUACCCAUACCAAUAAUUUUCUUUGUUCUUUAGCUGAAAGGCUGAUUGAUUGUUUACAGGAAGAGCUUAUAGUGCAGCUAACUGCAAUCAUCUGCACCCAAAAAGCCUGCAAUCCCCCUCAGCAUGUCUGUGAAGGAGGUGUCUGAGGAAAAGAAAAUAGAUGAGCUCUGUUCACUAAUAGAUCCUCUUUAUUCUGUGAUAAGUAUAUGAUUGAUUUCUAAAGUCAGUUAAAUUUCAGGUAAUCAGAAAGGUGGUGAUAUACUUCAGCAGCAGAAUCCAUGGUCACACCCAUAUUUCAAGAUAAGUAAAUAAUUAUUUCAGCAACUUGAAAAAUCAUUCAUUUGAGGUUAGAACAAAACAAAG
Molecule: messenger RNA, 825 nt
Organism: Motacilla alba alba
Lineage: Eukaryota; Metazoa; Chordata; Aves; Passeriformes; Motacillidae
Gene: TMEM273
Product: transmembrane protein 273
Exons: 6
Coding region: 44-355 (103 amino acids)
Source: RefSeq, a predicted model, not a curated record